AUGUCGAGCAUCACUCACUCGAACCCGGCUCUCCACCGCCGCUCGUCCCAGUCGCCCACCCGCGCUGCCCACCACGGACACCACCUCCCGAGCCGCCUCCGCUCAAGCUUCGACGACAAGCCCGACCACCCGAGCCCACCGCUCGUCGAGUCGCCCCAGAGCACCGACACCGUCGUCCCAGGAGCUGGCUGCGCACAAGACGCCCCCGAGCCGCCCGCCCAAGACUCGUCGUCGUCCCCCGCACCUGCGUUGCAUGACGUCGCAGAGGAGCACGCCGACAACUGGUUGCCAGACCCGCAGGUCGUCGAGCGGCCUGCAGCAGAGCAGCGCAACUCGUCGCAGAAGCUCGCCGCCGUCCGGGCCGCCCUCGCCGCGGCCAACAUCAUCUCGGUCCACCAGGACACGGACUGGGAGACGCGCCCGCCCGGCAUCGACCCACGCCGUGUCGACAUCCCCGACCUCAAAGGCCGCGUCGUCAUCCAGGUCGCCGACUAUGCCGCACACCGCGCAGAGUUCUCCGUCUUGACCAACGACACCCUGCCCGACUUUCUCGCCCAGCCGAGGCCCGAGUUUGCCAAGGUCCGCUGGAUGCACGUCAACGGCCUGUCGUGGGACGUCCUCAAGCCGCUCGCCCUCCACUACGACCUGCACCCGCUGUCGCUCGAGGACAUCCUGCACUCGAGCUCGAGCUCGUCGACGCGGUCCAAGAUCGACUACUUCCGCCAGCACCUGUUCUGCAGCGUCAUCGUGCACCGCACGCUCGAGCAGGGCACCGCUAAGGACGUCGAGCUUCCCGAGGACCCGACGAGCGUGAGCCGCAGCACGACCAAGGCGCUCGGCAAGGGCAAGGCAGCGAGCAAGGACCGCGGCGGCGUGCGCGCGUUCGGGUUCCACCACCACCGCCGCGACGAGGAGGCCAUCGUCGACUCGGUCGUGCCGCCGUCGCUCGUGCCCUCGUCGCAGACGUCGCUCGGCGGGCACUCGCUCGUCCCGAGCCAGGACGGCAGCGGCAUCGCGACCCCGCUCGCCGUGCACGCCAAGAGCUACUCGCAGUACCGCCGCAACCUGCGCGAGGCGUUCAAGGGCGUCAAGCGCGACAAGGAGGGCGAGAGCCCGAGGACGCUCAGCCACAACCGCACGGGCCUCUCGACCCGGUUGAGGGGCGGCAAGCGCUCGAGGCAGAGCAAGAAGGAGGAGGAGCGUGCGGCGGCGAGGUGGACGGUCGCGGCGCUCACCAAGGACGUCAAGGUGCACAUUCACGUCGAGCAGCUGUCGUGCUUCCUCCUGCGCGACGGCACGGUCCUCUCGGUCUCGCAGGACCAAGGGUACCACCACCAGAUCUCGAACCUGUUUGAGCGCAUCAACAUGCGCGACGACAUCCUGCGCGAGUCCGAGGACGCGAGCUUUGUCCUCCAGGCCCUGCUCGACGUCACGGCCGACGACGCGCUCGAGAUUGUCGACGAGUUCCGCGAGCAGUUGACGACGCUCGAGAGCCGCGUCUUGUCGAGGCCCGACAUGGACGACGUCCGGCACCUCCACAUCCUCUCGUCGCAGCUCAUCCUCCUCAAGUCGACCCUCACGCCUCUCCAGCUCCUCCUCCAGGCCCUGCGCUCGCAGGACGACGCCAAGGCGGCCGCCGCGGCCAAGAUUGACCCGUCGCCCGCGCCGACGCGCUCGGCGAGCCCGACGGGCGAGCGCGCCAACAACGUGCGCGUCCAGCGCCGCGGGUUCGUCAGCCACGAGGCGAGGCUGUACCUGUCGGACGUCAUGGACCACAUGGACAGCACGUUGAGCUCGCUCGACUUGUUCAGCGACCUUGCAGAGAACCUUAUCGCCUUCACCUUUAACAACCUCUCGUACUCGUCCAACGCCUACAUGCAGGCCCUGUCGGUCGUCAGCAUCGUGUUCAUCCCGGCCACCUUCCUCUCCUCCUUCUACGGCAUGAACUUUUCGACCGGCGCGUUCGUCGACGAGCUCGACCUCGGCGUGCACCGCUUCUGGUCCAUCGCCAUCCCCGUCUCGGUCGCGACGACGGUCCUGUUUGGGUGGGGCUACCUCGCCGAGAUCAUCAACCGCUUUGGGCGCGACAUCUUGCGCAUGAAGCACCGCAUCCAAAUCGCGAGCCGGCGGUCCGACAGCAAGGACAAGGCGCAGUGAGCGCGCUCUCUCGCGCUGGCGACGGUCGACCGGUUCGACCCCGCAUGGGCCUCCAGGUCGAGUGGGAAUGUGGCCCGCGUCAUGCUUCCUGCCUCGCUCUUCCUCUCUCUCUCUCGCAUGCGCCCUUGUACGCGCUGUUGUUGUACUGUAACUACCACCUCGAGUUGCACGCG
Messenger RNA from Rhodotorula graminis WP1, 2330 nucleotides. RefSeq lists its product as uncharacterized. Gene Ontology annotation, biological process: transmembrane transport; metal ion transport. The transcript is spliced from 11 exons. Gene Ontology annotation, cellular component: membrane. The record is from RefSeq and is a predicted model, not a curated record. The coding region runs from base 1 to 2157 and encodes 718 amino acids. Gene Ontology annotation, molecular function: magnesium ion transmembrane transporter activity; cobalt ion binding; cobalt ion transmembrane transporter activity. Lineage: Eukaryota; Fungi; Basidiomycota; Microbotryomycetes; Sporidiobolales; Sporidiobolaceae.